UUGCAAUCAAAUAUCUUACCGUGCAAAACCCCGAUCGGGAUAACCUAUAUGUCUAUAUAAAGAUGAAGGAGUUUUCUUUCAAUAUUUCAAAAUUCAUAAUAAUCGUAUGCACAGUUUUUUUUAUAAUGAUUUUUAAAAAAUUUGCAUUUGAUCAAUAAAUAAAUUGAGUCAUACAGCAACUAAUUAGGGUUUAACAGCCAACACCAUCUAGUGUUUGUUUUCGUUUUAUGUGUGAUAAAUUUCAGGGUUUGAAAAUGCUGGACUAUUUUCAAGCAAUUAUUUUUGUUUACGAAAAUGAAAUAAGCAAAAUGCAAAUGCAACAUUCAGUUUGCGUUUAUGUUUCAUACUAAGUGUGUGCGAAGGUUGAAGCAAUGAAUCGGGAUAUAUUAACUGGCGUAUUGAUUGGGCUGCUGGUUGACGGUAAAAAUCAACCCCAGCGUCAACAGCAGCAACGAAACCGCCGACCAGCAGGAAACUACCAGCGGCACCAGGAAAGUGUCCGACGACGGGAAGAAAACCGCCGACGACGCGAAGAAAACCUCCGGCGGCAGGAUGAAAACCGCCGCCGGCAGGAAGAAAACCGCCGGCGGCAGGAGGAAAAUAGCCGUCGGCAGGAAGAAAAUCGCCGUCGGCUGGAGGAAAACCGUCGUCGGGAGAAAGAAAACAAAGAAAAAAAUAAUUCCGAAAAGAAAAAGAACAAUCAUUAUUUCCAAAUGCGACGCAUCCAAAAACAAAACCUAGAGCUGGAAAAAAAAAACCAAUAA
Messenger RNA from Teleopsis dalmanni, 764 nucleotides. Its product is annotated as capping protein inhibiting regulator of actin dynamics-like. Lineage: Eukaryota; Metazoa; Arthropoda; Insecta; Diptera; Diopsidae. The record is from RefSeq and is a predicted model, not a curated record. The transcript has 5 exons. Bases 372 to 764 code for a protein of 130 amino acids.